Molecule: messenger RNA, 1032 nt
Organism: Ipomoea nil (Japanese morning glory)
Lineage: Eukaryota; Viridiplantae; Streptophyta; Magnoliopsida; Solanales; Convolvulaceae
Product: protein TIC 20-I, chloroplastic-like
Exons: 3
Coding region: 35-907 (290 amino acids)
Source: RefSeq, a predicted model, not a curated record
GUUGCCUUGUAGAUCGGGACUGAAGGGUUUGGAUAUGAUGCUAAAUGGAUCUUGUCUGACUUCUGGGGUUGCUUAUAUGCCUUGUAUGCCCAGCACUGCUAAGUCUUAUAAUUCAGCUUACUUGUGCAUUCCUCCUCCACCUUCCAAAGUUGCAGCCUCUUCUAUUAGAAGUUCAUUGAAACCCCGUCAAACUCUUUUAUCUUGUUCCUAUAGAGGAAUUUCUUCUGUAUCAUCACUCUCAUAUGCUACACCGAAAUUACAAAGGGAAAGCCAUUUUCCUCUUUUGCCUAGACGAGCAUUCAAGGAUGUUUCCCUUGCCUAUGGUGCACUCUCAUAUGCAACUUCGAAGUUACCAAGGCAAAGACGUUUCUUUCUCUCUCCUAGAGCAUUCAAGGACGGAUCCUACGAUUACCCAUCCCGUGCCAUAACCGAGAAACCAAAAUGGUGGUGGAGGACCUUAGCAUGCCUCCCGUAUUUGAUGCCUCUUCAUCUAACAUGGUAUUUCGCUGCAGAAUCAUAUCAUCUUCGGCCUCUCGUGGAGAAAUCUGAUUUCUUGUCGAAGCCUUACAAUAACUUCCUACAAAGAUUGCCCGGCUGGGUUUUGAUGGCAUAUACCUUCACUGCUUGUUUUGCUAUUGUGAAGAGAAAGGAAUGCCCCCAUUUCCUCAGGUUCCAUGUGAUCAUGGCAAUACUGCUGGAGAAUUUGAUGCAUAUCAUCAUAAUUGUGUAUGGUUGGGUGCCGCCUUUUGUGCACUGGGGCAAUAAUAUCGGAACUCACAUUUGGGCAGCCGUUACAUUUGCGUGUAUCAUGACAGUCGUGAAGUGCAUGAAGUGCACGCUUUCUGGUAUGUAUGCCGACAUUCCAUUCGUGACUGAUGCUGCUAAUUUCCAUCUUAAAUAUGGAUAAAUCUUAGAAAUGUUAUAGAGAUGAAGAAACUCUUACAUAAUAUUAGUAUAUUACACAAGUGUAAUGUGUAAAAUUGAACUCUGGCUUCCUUUUUGAGUAAAAGAACAUUGUUGCAUGGUUAACAA